CAGGCUGACUGCAGUGAGGGAGGCGGCUCAGGGCUGAGAGAUACAGAGUAUCCGUCAGAGAGGACAAAACACAGCCCACGGAUACAUAAUUAGAAAUAUAUAUAUAUAUAUAUAUAUACAUACACACACACACACGACAGAGCCUCCGCAGGACAGACAGACAGACAGACAGACGUUUGCGGUCGUUGACACUAAGCAUUAGACGGUAUGAUGCCGUUUGGUGGCAUUGCAUCCAAAUUGAAGAUCGAACGUCUGAAGGCGUCUGGUGUUGGGUCCCAUGACUGCGCUGUAAAAUACCUUAACCAGGAUUAUGAGAGCCUGAAACAGCAGUGCUUGGAGAAUGGCACACUCUUUGAAGACCCUCACUUUCCAGCAGUCAUUUCCACCCUUGGCUUUAAGGAGCUUGGCCCCGGCUCGAGCAAAGUGCAAGGCGUGCGAUGGAAGCGACCAUCAGACAUAGCUGGAGAUCCACAGUUCAUUGUUGGUGGUGCCACCAGAACGGAUAUCUGCCAGGGGGCACUGGGUGAUUGUUGGCUCCUGGCAGCCAUUGCUUCACUGACUCUGAAUGAGGAGCUGUUACACAGGGUGGUACCCCACGGACAGAGCUUCCAGGACAACUAUGCAGGCAUCUUCCAUUUCCAGAUCUGGCAGUUUGGGGAGUGGGUCGAUGUGGUAGUUGAUGACCGGUUGCCAGUAAAGGAUGGCGAGUUGGUCUUUGUUCACUCCGCUGAGUGUACGGAGUUCUGGAGUGCCCUACUGGAGAAGGCAUAUGCCAAGCUAAAUGGGUCCUACGAAGCCCUGUCUGGGGGGAGCACUACUGAAGGAUUUGAGGACUUCACUGGAGGGGUGUCCGAAAUGUAUGAUUUAAAGAAAGCCCCUCGGGACCUUGACAAAAUCAUCCGAAGAGCACUGGACAGAGGAUCCCUGAUGGGCUGCUCUAUAGAUAUAACGAGCGCCUUCGACAUGGAAGCGGUGACCUUCAAGAAGCUGGUGAAGGGUCAUGCGUACUCUGUUACAGGUCUCAAGGAGGUAAAUUACAGGGGCCAGGUGGAGAAACUCAUCCGAAUCAGAAAUCCCUGGGGACAAGUGGAAUGGACCGGAGCCUGGAGCGAUAAUUCCUCUGAGUGGAACGAGGUGGACCCUUCAGAGUCUGAAGAUCUGCGCCUGAAGAUGGAGGAUGGAGAGUUCUGGAUGUCUUUCCAAGAAUUCCUGCGCCAGUUCUCCCGGCUGGAGAUCUGUAAUCUCACGCCAGAUGCUCUCAGCAAAGAUGGACUCAGCAAGUGGCACACAACGCUGUACGAUGGAAGCUGGCGCCGAGGCAGCACGGCUGGAGGGUGCAGAAAUAAUGCAGCCACCUUCUGGAUCAACCCUCAGUUUAAGAUCACGUUACAGGAGGAAGACGACGAUCCUGAUGACAAUGAGCUGGCCUGCAGCUUCCUUGUGGCCCUCAUGCAGAAGAACCGGAGGAGGGAACGCAAAGUGGGGGGUGACAUGCACACGAUCGGCUUUGCUGUGUAUGAGGUCCCCGAUGAGUUUAAAGGCUGCCAGAAUGUUCACCUGAAGAAGGAUUUCUUCCUACGACACCAGUCUUGCGCCCGCUCUGAAACCUUCAUCAACCUGCGCGAGGUGAGCAACCACAUCCGUCUGCCCCCUGGAGAAUACCUCAUCGUCCCGUCCACGUUCGAAGCCCACAAGGAAGGGGACUUUGUGCUGCGAGUCUUCACAGAGAAGCAAUCAGACGUGGAGGAGCUCGAUGAAGAGGUGUCUGCAGACCUGGCGGAUGAGGAGCAGCUGACGGAAGAUGACGUUGAAGACUCCUUUAAGAACAUGUUCCGGCAGUUGGCAGGAGAUGAUAUGGAGAUCAGUGUCUUCGAACUGAAGACCAUCCUCAACAGAGUGGUGAGCAGACAUAAAGAUCUGAAAACAGAUGGUUUCAGCAUGGAGUCAUGCCGCCAAAUGGUCAACUUAAUGGAUAAAGAUGGCAGUGGCAAACUAGGAGUUGUGGAGUUUCAGAUCCUGUGGAAUAAAAUCCGCAGCUGGCUGACAAUCUUCCGGCAACAAGACAUGGAUAAAUCCGGGACAAUGAGUUCAUACGAGCUGCGUCUCGCUCUGGAAAGUGCAGGAUUCAAGCUAAACAAUAAGUUGAUGCAGGUUCUGGUGGCUCGAUACGCCGAUAAUGAUUUGGGAGUCGAUUUCGAUAACUUUGUUUGCUGUUUGGUGAAACUUGAAGCAAUGUUCAGAUUCUUUAAGGCUAUGGAUGAGGAAGGGAGCGGCACAGCAGCAAUGAAUCUUGGAGAGUGGUUGACGAUGACAAUGUGUGGAUAAUAUGAUGACGUGCGGACUGUGGCAUUUUGUGGGUUUGCUGCCAAACACUCCUCCCUGCCCCACGCCUGCUGUCAUUCACUUCAUUAUCUAGGGUUUUAAUCACUAGGACAGAACGCAAUGUCUCAUCACAAUCAUUUCCCACAAUCUUCUGCACCCAAUAAAGUCCUACACAGCCAUGUUGCUGCAGUCCUUUAACCAGGCUGAGAGACCUUGGGUUCUCCGUGGCCCAUGUAGAUCUCAGUGUGGCCAAUCUGACACUCCUCGCAUUGUGGGGUCCAGCAGGAUUCCAACUAUUGUCUCCUCUCCUGGAUCACAGGGCUUCUCUCUGUAGAACAUUUAUCACCAGAGUGACUUCUUAUAAGAACUUUAUGCUCCAAUGUAUCAUCAGGGAUAAAUACACAAGUAGAACCUCCAGGAAUCCAACGCCAGGUCCCUUCUAUCACACAUAAAGACUGGUUUUCCAUAAUGUACCUUCAUAAUGCACAUUUAAAGUCUGGGG
This is a messenger RNA of Pelobates fuscus (common spadefoot toad), 2824 nucleotides long. It is a transcript of the gene CAPN11, whose product is annotated as calpain 11. The transcript is spliced from 22 exons. Gene Ontology annotation, biological process: proteolysis. The coding region runs from base 208 to 2325 and encodes 705 amino acids. Gene Ontology annotation, molecular function: calcium ion binding; calcium-dependent cysteine-type endopeptidase activity. Lineage: Eukaryota; Metazoa; Chordata; Amphibia; Anura; Pelobatidae. Gene Ontology annotation, cellular component: cytoplasm. The record is from RefSeq and is a predicted model, not a curated record.